CUCAGCCCCGGCAGAAUCUUAACCGGCUUUACUGGCCAAUUUAUACGCCUUUGUACCAUGGCUGACGCCGAGCCGCCAUGAUGAACAUCUCCAGCCGCGCGCUUUCAAUCCGCACACCAGCGACAACAGCUGCAUUCCACCCCGCCGCGUUCCUGCUGCGACCUCUUACGAUAUCGCGAUGCUACGCCACGCCGACAGGCCUUGGGACGACAUUGCAGGGUUCUAAGAGGAGGACGGUAACCCCUUUCAACGACGAUGGACGGGUGCCCUGGUCGGAACUCUCUGCUUCGGAGAAGGCGAGCAGAGCCACCCAGCAAAGCUUCAAUUUUGGUCUGAUUCUCCUCGGCAUCGUGUGCACGGGUGGCGUGGGCUACUACCUUUACACCGACGUCUUUUCUCCCGACAGCAAAACGGCCUACUUCAAUCGGGUGGUCGACCGCAUCAAACAAGAACCCACGUGUCUCGAAGUGCUCGGUGAUGCGAAGAAGAUCACCGCCCAUGGGGACGAAACGUACAACAAGUGGAGGCGAUCUCGUCCGAUUGCGUCGACCACGAAGACGGACCCCAAGGGCAAUGACCACCUGCUCAUGAACUUCUACCUCGAGGGCCCGCUGAACAGGGGCCGGGUACAUCUUCAUAUGAUUCGGCCUGCGGGGCACAGCGACUACGAGUACAAGUAUCUCUAUCUCGACGUCAAGGGUCACCAUAGGAUCUAUCUCGAAAACGCCGACACCAGCCCGAAUAAUCCGAACAAGUCCAAGUUCCGAUUCUUGGGCAUAAACUGGGGUUGAUGCAGUGUAGGCUAUUCCAGGAAGCUGCCCAUCCGCGGAACGACAAUAUUGUUAUCGAGGUCAGGAACAUGCAUCUGUAUAUGUCUAUGUAUACUAUCUUCUUGCGCAAGCCACUAAACGGCCCGGGGUCCUGACACCUAAUUCCUGUCCUCUUAACCCAGACCGUGUUUGUGACAUUGAUGAAAUGGAAAGGGAGUGGAAGUGGUUGGGGGAAAAUAACAUUCUGGCUAAUUGGAGGAGACACCAAUUCUCGAUGCUUAGAGAUUUGUUACUCUUAUACCCAGAGUGUAGUCUCAUAUAAUGCACAUUCCUUCACAUCACGGC
Molecule: messenger RNA, 1115 nt
Organism: Sodiomyces alkalinus F11
Lineage: Eukaryota; Fungi; Ascomycota; Sordariomycetes; Glomerellales; Plectosphaerellaceae
Product: import inner membrane translocase subunit tim-21
Exons: 4
Coding region: 81-791 (236 amino acids)
Biological process (GO): protein import into mitochondrial matrix
Cellular component (GO): TIM23 mitochondrial import inner membrane translocase complex
Source: RefSeq, a predicted model, not a curated record